Messenger RNA from Hydra vulgaris (swiftwater hydra), 2276 nucleotides. The record is from RefSeq and is a predicted model, not a curated record. NCBI's taxonomy places the organism in Eukaryota, Metazoa, Cnidaria, Hydrozoa, Anthoathecata, Hydridae.
AUGCGCUAUCCAGUUAUUAUAGAGAUCAGUGCGUUAGCCGGACUUGAGGAAAUUUCACAGAUUUUAAUACAAGUGAGGUUUCCAUUAAAAGAUGAAAAUAGAAGCAAGUUGUGGCUAGUUGCACUGAAACGAUAUAAGUUUAUUUCUAAAAAACAUCAUUAUGUCUGUAGUGAACAUUUUCUUACAGAAGAUUUUCUAGUACGCCCUGGAUAUGAAAUAAAGAAAUUGCGUCCCAAUGCCAUACCCUCUGUUUUCAAUUUUCCAAAGCAUUUACUUCAUGAAAAGAAAAAUCAUAAGUUACCAAAAAAAAGAAUUGUGCAAGAAAUAUUUCAGACCAGUACCACAAGUAAUGCUUGCUCAUUAGGUGACAAUAAUAUACAUGAAAGAGAACAUAAGAAACAGCUUAUUGAAUCACAAAACGAACAGCUUCUGAAAAAAAAAGUUAAGUGUUUACAACAAAAAUUGCGUCGCAAAUCAAGGAAGAUUAAUAAUUUAUCUCAGGUUAUUAAAUCUUUUAAAGACAAAAAAUGGAUUUGUAAAUACGCAGCAAAUUUUUUAAAUGAAAAUUUUUCAGGACUUACAGCUAAUAUGUUUACAAAUGGAAUUAAAAAUUUAAAAAGAGAUCCAACAGGCAAACGAUAUUCAGAAGAAGUUAAAAAGUUUGCUUUAACUAUUUAGUUUUAUUCAACUCGUGCUUACGAAUAUUUGCGUACAGUUUUUAAGUUGCCUGCACCAAGUUCAUUGUCCAAUUGGACAUCAUCUGUGAGUUUUGACCCUGUUUUUAAUAAUGCUGUGUUUGAUGAAUUGAAAGUGCUUGCUGAAAAUGAUAUAAUGUAUCGAGAUGCAGCAACUGAAGCGCUUGUAUUUUUUCUUGUUGGUUUGCAAAGUUAUUGGAAGUAUCCAGUUGGUUAUGUACUUAUUCAUAGGUUGACAGGGCAUAAUUUAAAAGCAUUGGUUCAGACUUGCUUGCAAAAGUGUGAAUCAAGUAACAUUAGAGUUCACACUUUGACGUGUGAUGGAAGUCCAGUGAAUACCCGGUGGGAAGCGAGCUAGCGAUUAGCUAGCGACUAGCUAGCUUUAUAGCGAUUUUCGAGCGAUUUUUUUUUUCUUAUUUAAUUCUUUCCCUAAGUCUUUAACAUCAUUAAAAAUUUGAUUUUUAGUGUUGGAUCUAUUAUAAUUAUGAAAAUAAUUGAAUUUUAAACAUUGCGAUAUUGUAACGAUACAUCGCUAGCUAUAUAUCGCAGUUUUUUAGUCAGCGAUUUUAAUACGAUAUGACGCUAGCUACAUAUCGCAUUUGUUUAGCUGGCAACUAGAUAGCGAUAUAUCUAUAGCUAUUCGAUAACUACAUAUCGCAGCUUCUUAGCUAUCAAUUUUAUUACAAUUUAUCGCUAGUUACAUAUCGCAGCUUUGUAGCUAGCUACAAGGUAGCCAAAAAUCGAUAGCUAGUUGAUAGCUACAUAACGCAGUUUUAUAGACAGCGAUUUUAUUACAAAAUGACGCUAGCUACAUAUCGCAUUUGUUUAGCUGGCAACUAGAUAGCGAUGUAUCUAUAGCUAUUCGAUAGCUACAUAUCACAGCUUCUUAGCUAACGAUUUAAUUACGAUUAAUCGCUAGUUACGUAUCGUAGCUUUGUAGCUAGUUACAAAAUAGCCACAAAUUGAUAGCUAGUUGAUAGCUACAUAUCGCAGUUUUUAGAUAGCGAUUUUAUUACGAUUUAUCACUAGUUACAUAUUGUAGCUUUGUAGCUAGCUACAAGUUAGCCACAAAUCGAUAGCUACUUGCUAGCUAUAUAAUGCAGUUUUAUUGACAACGAUUUUGUUACGAUUUAUCGAUAGUUUCAUAUUUGUAAGCCUUUUUAGCUAGCUACAAGGUCGCCAUAAAUAAUGCUAAUAAUAAUUGAACUUUAAAAGUAAAGAUUUUAUUAUGAUAUGUCGACAGCUACACAUCGCAGCUUUUUAGCAAUCGAUUUAAAUGCAAAAUGUCGAUAGCUGCAUAUAGUUGUGAUUUAGCUAGCUAGAAGAUAACGAAAAUUCUUUAGCUACAAAUUAGGGCUUAUAAGCUAUCUAUAUUUUAGCACGAAAUGUCGAUAGUUUUUUAAACAGUUGUAGUUUAUGCGCACUGUUACAGACGUAUGGAAAUAAAAUUUUGGUCAGAUGGUAGAUGAGCGUAGUAAGUUUUAACUAUAAAUAAUAAUAUUUUAUUUAGUAAAGAUUAACUACGAAUAAUAAUAUUGUAUUUUGUAAAUUAAAAACAUCGAUGGUGUUUUUAAUUUACUA